CCAAUGGUGGUGUUAGGCAGUUCUGCACUCCAGAGAAAUGAUGGAGCAGCAAUUCUUGCAGCCAUGUCCAACAUUGCACAAACUAUUCGAGUGACAAGCAGUGUUUCUGGAGACUGGAAAGUUAUGAAUGUCCUGCAUAGGAUUGCAAGCCAGGUAGCUGCUUUGGACCAUGCCUGUAAACCUGGGACAGACGCAAUUAGGAAGAACCCUCCCAAAGUGCUCUUUCUUCUGGGAGCAGAUGGAGGUUGUAUCACACGACAGGACUUGCCAAAGGAUUGUUUCAUUAUUUACCAAGGCCAUCAUGGUGAUGUGGGUGCUCCCAUAGCUGAUGUUAUUUCCCCAGGGGCUGCUUACACAGAAAAGUCUGCUACUUAUGUCAAUACUGAGGGUGGAGCCCAGCAAACCAAAGUAGCCAUGAUGCCUCCUGGCUUGGCAAGAGAAGACUGGAAAAUCAUAAAUGCUCUCUCAGAGAUUGCAUGUCUCACUCUUCCAUAUGAUACUCUGGAUCAAGUGAGGAAGCGUCUAGAAGAGGUCUCUCCUAAUCUUGUUCGAUAUGAUGAUGUUGAAGGAGAGAAUUACUUUCAGCAAGCAACUGACCAUGCCAAGCUAGUGAACCAGGAACUUCUUGCUGACCCACUUGUCCCACCUCAGCUGACCAUAAAAGACUUCUAUAUGACAGAUUCAAUCAGUAGAGCCUCACAGACAAUGGCCAAGUGUGUCAAAGCUGUCACAGAAGGAGCUCAGGCUGUACAUCCAUAUGCUGAGACAUCUACCAGGGACCCAGUUUUGCUAUAG
Cricetulus griseus (Chinese hamster) is the source of this 795-nucleotide messenger RNA. The record is from RefSeq and is a predicted model, not a curated record. Lineage: Eukaryota; Metazoa; Chordata; Mammalia; Rodentia; Cricetidae.